AUGGCGAACAUCCAAGCAGGACUACCUGUCAGCGUGACGGAACUCUCCUCUUUCGUCCACCACACGACUCAGGGUCUGUCCAACAGGGUGUCAGAUGGCAGCCUGCUGGACAUAAUGAGACACCUCAAGGCCAUGAGAGACAGACAGAUCAGCAAUGAAGACUUCAAGCCUCUCAAAUCCACAGCUCAGCUUCUCAAGACCUACGGACAACAACUGCCGGAGAGCGUCUCCGCACAGCUGGAAGAGCUGCCGGAGAAGUGGAAGAGUUUGAAGAAAAUGUCUUCCAGGGUCAAACAUGAAGUGGCGCCGCUGCAGUCGAAGGAAGUGUCGGUCGUUCGCAGGAAAUGUGUCCGUUUUGAGGUGAAACAGUUUGAGUUCAGAGAGAAGUUUCGAACUGGAGUCAUUUUCAGGAUGAGCGUGGAGGAGCCUUAUAAAGAAAUUGAUAAGGUUACGGCCGAGCUGUUUGAGGUCAGCUUCCCAGACUACAAGCAACUGGGCCAGUGUCGCUCUGACAUCAUACUCGUCAAAGCCGUGUGGGAUAUGCUCGUUUUUGUCAAGAGCAUCAAAGAGGCUUGGACCAAGGAGAUCAAUGUUGAGCAGAUGGAGGUGGAGCUCAGACGCCUGGCAAAGGAGAUGAAGAUGCUGCAAAAGGAGGUGCGGGUGUGGGAGGUCUACACAGGCCUGGAGUCAACGCUGAAGAAUGUGUCGACCUCCCUGUGAGCAGACAAUGAGCUGCAGAACUCUGCUGUCAGGGACAGCUAAUGGACGCAAUUAACCCGACCUGAAAGUUGAUCGCGGUUGUCUUGGAUGACCGUUCCCAUGGUAACGCUGGUGAUGGGAGAGUGCACCACCUUGGGGAACCUGCUGGAAUUACAGCUUGAUGGCGUGGAGGACGAGGUGAAGAACAUAGUAGACAAGGCCGUGACAGAAUGGCCAUAGAAAAGGUCGGUACUACUUCCUAUCACAAAUACACACUUAAGAGUUUAGCAACCAUUUGAUGAUGUUUCAUCCAGAGAAAGUAUGACAGAAUGAAGAAGACAGUGUGCAGCUUGCAUGGCAGUGUAUACUUUCUCUGGGUCAUGCUCACCUGACGCUUAUUAGUAGUAUUGUGUACUUUUACCUGGACAGCGCUUUUAUUUUUUCAUUCGACUUCCUGUCUACCUCAUGCAACAAUUCUUCUCAAACAAAGAGGAGAAAUAUAAUCUUGUAAUUCAAAACAUUUGUAUGCAGGUACAACACUUAAGACCUUCAGUAUAUCAGGAUGUGGAAUUCAAUGAUGGAAUGAUCAGUGGUUCUCAAGCUUUUUUCAGUGAUGUACCCCCUGUGAACAUGUUUUUAAUUCAAGUACCCCCUAAUCACAGCAAAGCACUUUUGGUUGAAAAAAAGAGGUAAAGAAGUAAAAUACAUGUCAUCAGUUUCUGAUUUAUGAACUUGUACAACAGUGCAAAAUAUUGCUCAU
Nerophis ophidion (straightnose pipefish) is the source of this 1459-nucleotide messenger RNA. RefSeq names its product dynein axonemal heavy chain 11-like. Gene Ontology annotation, cellular component: dynein complex. Gene Ontology annotation, biological process: microtubule-based movement. The transcript is spliced from 8 exons. NCBI's taxonomy places the organism in Eukaryota, Metazoa, Chordata, Actinopteri, Syngnathiformes, Syngnathidae. Gene Ontology annotation, molecular function: dynein light intermediate chain binding; minus-end-directed microtubule motor activity; dynein intermediate chain binding. The record is from RefSeq and is a predicted model, not a curated record.